Molecule: messenger RNA, 4740 nt
Organism: Xiphias gladius (swordfish)
Lineage: Eukaryota; Metazoa; Chordata; Actinopteri; Istiophoriformes; Xiphiidae
Gene: ebf1a
Product: EBF transcription factor 1a
Exons: 17
Coding region: 17-1816 (599 amino acids)
Biological process (GO): regulation of transcription by RNA polymerase II
Molecular function (GO): RNA polymerase II cis-regulatory region sequence-specific DNA binding; DNA-binding transcription factor activity, RNA polymerase II-specific
Source: RefSeq, a predicted model, not a curated record
GUGAAGGUGCGUUUUGAUGUUUGGCAUCCACGAGAGCAUCCAGAGGAGUGGGAGUAGUAUGAAAGAAGAGCCCAUGGUGGCCGGGAUGAACGCGGUUCGGACAUGGAUGCAGGGCGCCGGAGUGCUGGACGCCAACACAGCCGCCCAGAGCGGAGUGGGUCUUGCUCGGGCACACUUCGAGAAACAGCCGCCCUCGAACCUUCGCAAGUCCAACUUCUUCCACUUCGUCCUGGCCUUGUACGACAGACAGGGUCAGCCGGUGGAGAUAGAGAGAACCACCUUCGUGGACUUCGUGGAGAAGGAAAAGGAAACGACGGGGGAAAAGACCAACAAUGGGAUCCAUUAUAGACUUCAGCUCCUCUACAGUAACGGGAUCAGGACAGAGCAGGACUUAUACGUUCGCCUCAUUGACUCUAUGACUAAACAGGCCAUCGUCUACGAGGGGCAGGAUAAAAAUCCAGAGAUGUGUCGGGUCCUGUUGACCCAUGAGAUCAUGUGCAGUCGGUGCUGUGAUAAGAAGAGUUGUGGCAACAGGAACGAGACCCCAUCAGACCCUGUCAUCAUCGACAGGUUCUUCCUCAAGUUCUUUCUGAAGUGUAAUCAGAACUGCCUGAAGAAUGCAGGGAACCCUCGAGACAUGAGGCGUUUUCAGGUGGUUGUGUCGACUACGGUGAGCGUAGAAGGUCACGUCCUGGCCGUCUCUGACAACAUGUUCGUGCACAACAACUCCAAACACGGGCGCAGGGCUCGAAGACUGGACCCCUCGGAAGGAACACCAUCCUACCUGGAACACGCAACCCCCAGCAUCAAAGCCAUCAGCCCCAGUGAAGGCUGGACCACAGGGGGCGCUACAGUCAUCAUCAUCGGGGACAACUUCUUUGACGGCCUGCAGGUCAUCUUUGGAACCAUGCUGGUCUGGAGUGAGCUGAUCACGCCCCAUGCCAUUCGUGUGCAGACUCCACCAAGACACAUCCCCGGGGUGGUGGAGGUCACGCUGUCCUACAAAUCCAAACAAUUCUGCAAAGGCACACCUGGACGCUUCAUCUACACAGCGCUGAACGAGCCAACUAUAGACUACGGCUUCCAGAGGUUACAGAAGGUCAUCCCCAGACACCCCGGAGACCAAGAGAGAUUACCCAAGGAGGUGAUCUUAAAGAGAGCAGCAGACCUGGUAGAGGCCUUGUAUGGGAUGCCUCACAAUAACCAGGAGAUGAUUCUGAAACGAGCAGCGGAUAUCGCAGAGGCCCUGUAUACAACAGUGCCACGAGGGCACAACCAGCUAGCCAGUCUUGGCAGCGGCUCCGUCCAUGCUGGCAUGAUGGCCGUAAAUUCCUUCACUGGGUCAGAGGUGGCACAAACAGCCAAUCAGGGUUUCAGUAGGAGUACAAGCAGUGUGUCCCCUCAUGGUUAUGUCCCCAGCUCCACUCCCCAGCAGAGUAGCUACAGCUCUGUCUCCACUAGCAUGAAUGGCUACGCUAACUCUGGCAUGGCAACCUUGGGCACCUCGCCCAACUUCCUCAAUGGAUCUGCAGGCAACUCGCCCUAUGCUAUUGUCCCGUCAAGCCCCACCAUGGCCUCGUCAACCAGCCUGCCCUCCAACUGCAGCAGCUCCUCCGGCAUCUUCUCCUUCUCUCCAGCCAACAUGGUGUCCGCCGCUGUCAAGCAGAAGAGCGCCUUUGCCCCUGUCGUUCGACCCCAGAACUCCCCUCCGCCAACGUGCACCAGCACUAACGCAAACAGCCUGCAAGAUCAGUCUUUUGUGGACUCUAGCAAGUACUCAUCAGCCAGCUCUCUGCAGGGCCUGGCGUUCUCCUGAACGAUUCCUGGGAUGAUUGUUCCACCCAUGUAGAGGAUCUGGGAUAGCUGGAGAUUUGGGAAUGUUGAGAGGAAAAGACACAGCAGCAGAGUCUGGCGAGUCUCUGUUAUACUCCGGAGCUGAACUGAAGGAAGUCAAGAUAAGACACAGGACUCUGUUAAACUCAGGCCUUUCCAUUGGGAUUUCAUCUGAAGGGAUAGGGGAGGAGAAAAAAAGGGACAAUACGAACCUUUGUGAUGUUAUUUCCCUCUUGGUUGAAUUAGUGUAGCUUCUCUGACACCGCGUUGGAUGGAGUGUAGAGAGACUGAUAGUUUGCCCACAGUGUGACACUGACCUCAUGAAAAGAGCAUUUAUUUAUCUUUAUGUUUAUGCCUGUAAGGUUUGGGUUUGAUUACUGGAGGCCCCACACCGUCUUGCAAUCCGUAACUCGCACAAACAACAGUGAAGUGUUGGUUUGGCCAUGAAGUUUACGUAACCUCUGUCACAAUAGAAGAUGCUUUCCUUAGCUCAGCUGGCUUACUAAAACCACAUAACGACACGCUGGCCAAAUGGAACUAAGGUCAACAACACAAAAAAGCAAAGAAAUACAGAAAAGAACAAAAUCAACCCCCUAAUUUUGCUGCUAAUUAUCCCAUAAAACUAAAAAUGGUGUAUCAACAUCACCCUAUGCUAUUUUCAACAUCAGAAACCAUGUCUUUCUAUUUGUUUUUUUUUUUUGUUUGGUUUGUUUGUUUGAAUUUUAAUAAAACUGUGAGGAUUGAGCUGUUUGCAAUAUGCUUUUCUGCUUGUCAUGUGAAGAAAAGGUGAUGAUUUAGCCAAAAUUGACGUUUUGUCUGAGAUUUUAGUGAAGACUUGAAAAGCCCGAGGAUGUGUGCGUCCAGCCAGCACUGUACUGAAGGAGUCUAGCAAAUAUCAAAUUAAAAAUAAAUGCGUGAUAUAUGUCAUAUAUUUUUGUAUAUAAAAAUGUUGAAUUUUUCAUUUGACAUUUCUUUUCUUUUUGCAAUAGCUAUAGUUUGAAAUGUAAACAUUAAAUGUCUUAAGGCAGCUUCUCAGUGCAGAAGGUAGAUUUACUGUGUGUUGUCAAUAUCUCAUCUGCUAAACAUGAGAAACAUGGAUUUGGAUACAUUUAAGGGGAUUCCUGUAAAAUAUCCUAUAAAUAAUGUAUUUAUCCCUUGUAUUUGUACAUUGCCUCUCACUCCUGUUUAGUUGUGUUGUGUAAGUUUAAUACAGUAAGUGAACAUAAUUCACAGUGUUUUGUUUCAUUAUUUCCUGUUGUCUCUCACUAUUUAAAUGUGACUUUUUUUUAAAUCUUUUUUUGUUUUGUUUUGUAUGUUGAUUGUUUUGCAUUGAUAUACCAUGCUUUCAUUUGUUGAUUCAAAACAUGCCAUUGUCUAUUUUUGUAUUAUUUGUAAGUUAAUAAAAAUUUUCAGUUUUUUUCCUUAUGAAAAUGUUUAUUGUAUGGCAAAAAAGUAGCAUCUUAUUCAGAGUAUUUGGUUGAAGUAGAUUUUUUAAGAAUAUAUACACACAUUAAUAUAUACUGUAAAUCUAUAUCUUUUUGUUUGAACUCUUUGAGGCUUUCAGAUUGAAACUGUUCUUGAACUGAUAAUAUGCAUGGGUUCUUCUCUUGAGUGACACUUUCUUUUUGUGUGUGUGUGGAAACCAAGAGAACUAAGAAAUUGCUCUGUUUUUCUUUCUUUGUGUUCCUCUUUUUUCCCCUCUGUUCUUUUUUCCUAUGUUAUUUAUGCCUGCUUACAUACUGUAUCUAUAUACUCUUUCUUUUUUUUCUCUCACUGUAAUCUUUACCAGCAGUCUAGAUGCCUUAACAAUGCAAACCCAUUCUUCAUUCAAUCACAUGUACAGUUUUCUACCCUCACCACAAUUGUCUAUUGCCACAGAGGAAUUCAUGAGAACUUGGGGACAAAGCACAAACCCACUCUGUUUGGUGGUGAAGCCAGACUAGAAUACAAAGAGCCAUAAUUCAAUGAUCACACACACCCCAAUGUACUAUAAUACUACAGCAAUGGCAUGCUUUGAAGGACCGUCAACGCUGAGAGGCCUGUCUCAGCUGUGCUCAUUGCACUUUAGUGUUCACAGAAACACUUUGUCUUUUUUGUAGCGAUUAUGUAGCUUUUUUUCAAUUGAAACGAUUUCAACAGCAUGAUGGUAAUAUUUCUCUAACCACAGGAUCACAACGGUAUGACAACACAGAGCUGUUUUAAUUGUAGUACAAAGGGGCGCACAGUGAAGACAUGCACUGUCACAGCACAAUUUUAAUCUCACACAUGGAGUCGUAGGUCUGACUCCAGUAUCUGACAGUCGAUCCCCCAGUCCUCUCCCUGCAUUAGCCUUUGGACAGUACAGCUUCAUUACAAGCUAAACAGAACAAGAACAAGAACAAGUGAGGAAGCAUGAAAGGGAGCUCCUUGGCCCCUCAGCCAUUUCUGUAGUCUUUUCUUUGUGUCUGCCAUGUGUCUUCAAGCUGUUGCUGGACAGAGAAUAGGGCUUUUCUCUCUGCUUUUCUUUUCUAGAGCCUGGUUUUGUUAAGUGGGUAGAAAGGACCAUUUUAACAGAGGCGCCUGCUGACAGACGAGUGUUUUUCAGGCACUUGUGUGCCUGAGCUGGUCUGGGGCGGGAGGGGCAGCACCAUAUCUGUUUCAAAUGAACUACAGAGGUCUGUUGUCAUACAAUGGCUUCUUUGUAAGCAAAGUUCCAUCCUGAUUAUGAAUAUUGGUAAUGGGUGACAAAGUUUUGUAUUUAGGUAACAAACAACAAAAAAAAAGAUGCAAACCAAAUAGCUGGUGUCUAUUUUUUUCCUCCGUUUUGUCUUUGACUGCAAAUACACUGAACAGCUCUAUGUUAUAAGGGAAGAAAAAAAUUCUACUGUAUAGAUUGUUAUUGUUUUUGAUGAAUUGAGCUGUAAGAUA